Phragmites australis (common reed) is the source of this 1593-nucleotide messenger RNA. RefSeq names its product WAT1-related protein At1g21890-like. Lineage: Eukaryota; Viridiplantae; Streptophyta; Magnoliopsida; Poales; Poaceae. The coding region runs from base 154 to 1317 and encodes 387 amino acids. Gene Ontology annotation, molecular function: transmembrane transporter activity. Gene Ontology annotation, cellular component: plasma membrane. The record is from RefSeq and is a predicted model, not a curated record. The transcript is spliced from 5 exons.
GCGGCUAUAUAAAUGGUUCGGUGAGCUCAUUGCCUCCUCACUGCCGUAGCUUGUGCUGUGAAGAGCUUGAGCUUCCUAGCCAGGUCGAAGUGCGGGUGAGGAAGAAACGCUUGGAAUUUAGCUGAGGAUUACGGAGAGAUAUUAUUCAGCAGAAUGGGUGUGGGAAAAGUUCUGAGCGAUGCGAAGCCGUACCUGGCCAUGACCCUGCUGCAGGUAGGGUUCGCCGGGAUGUACGUGGUCGCCGUGGCCUCCCUCAAGCGCGGGAUGAGCCACUUCGUGCUCGUCGUCUACCGUAACAUCGUCGCCACCGUCGUCAUGGCGCCCUUUGCGCUCUGGUUUGAGAGGAACGUGAGGCCAAAGAUGACCAUCACCAUCUUCUUGAAGAUAAUGGGGCUCGCCUUGCUUGAACCUGUGCUUGACCAGAACCUGUACUACAUGGGUGCCAACCUGACCUCUGCCGGCUUCGCGUCGGCGUUGAUCAACAUCCUCCCUGCCGUCACCUUCGUCAUGGCCCUCAUCCUGCGGAUGGAGAAGGUGCGGCUGCGGAGCGUGCACAGCCAGGCCAAGAUCGUCGGCACGCUCUGCACCGUCGCCGGCGCGGUGCUGAUGGUCUUGUACCACGGCCCCGUGGUGCAGUUCCCCUGGUCCAGGGGCCAGCACCACGACAGCGCCGGCGCCGGCGGCCAGGGCGCCGGCUGGCUCAACGGGACUAUCGUGAUCAUUGUCGCCUGCGUCUGCUGGUCCGGCUUCUUCGUCCUCCAGUCCAACACGCUGCAGAGCUACCCCGCGGAGCUGUCGCUGACGACGCUCAUCUGCAUGAUGGGCUCGGUGAUGAGCGGCGCCGUCACGCUGGUCGCGGAGCGCCACAACACCAAGGCCUGGGUCAUCGGCUUCGACACCCGCCUCUUCACCGCCAUCUACGCCGGCAUAGUGUGUUCCGGUGUGGCCUACUACGUGCAAGGCAUCGUGUCACGGCAACGAGGCCCGGUGUUCGUCACAGCCUUCAACCCCCUGUGCAUGAUCGUAACCGCCGUCAUGGGCUCCAUCAUACUCAAAGAAGAGAUCACUCUUGGAAGUGUGAUCGGCGCAGCGAUCAUCGUGGUAGGCUUGUACGCGCUCAUAUGGGGCAAGAGCAAGGACUACGUGAACCAGGUCGCCGACGUCUCAGCCGGCGGCUCCAAGGACGGAGCGACCGAGCAGCUGCCCAUCUCCUCGGCGCAGCCCAACGGCAACGGCAAGCACGAGCUCGGCAAUAACGGUCGCGGCGGCCAGCAUGUCUUCGACGUCGAGACGCCGGCGGCCAACGGCCACUACUAGUACUCUAAGCAACUUCAUCGUCGAUCGUGCCCGCCCGUUCUAGACGCGUCCUGGUUGUGGCGGCCGAUGGAUCGAGUAUGUUUGUGGUGCGAUUUUUCUUCUUCCGUCUUGUCAAUUUCUCCUAAAAUUCUUGUGUGUGUGUGUGAGAGAGAGAGCUCGACAGAGAGAUGGAUUCUUACCUGGUGUAAUGGACAGGGCCUUUACGUGUCCUGAGUGCAUGCAUAAUCAAUCAGUGAGUUUCGCUCUGCUUACGUAGAGCUGGAAUUAAUUACUUCA